This is a messenger RNA of Danaus plexippus (monarch butterfly), 907 nucleotides long. Its product is annotated as GSK3-beta interaction protein-like. Gene Ontology annotation, cellular component: cytoplasm. The transcript is spliced from 2 exons. Gene Ontology annotation, molecular function: protein kinase A binding; kinase regulator activity. Gene Ontology annotation, biological process: regulation of canonical Wnt signaling pathway. The record is from RefSeq and is a predicted model, not a curated record. Lineage: Eukaryota; Metazoa; Arthropoda; Insecta; Lepidoptera; Nymphalidae. The coding region runs from base 196 to 552 and encodes 118 amino acids.
CAUCAAUGCAUUUGUCAAUGUUUGUUAAUGUACAGUUGCGAGUGAGCUUCGGCUACAACUUUUGGCCUUUUUAAAAACAAAUUAAGGCUUAAUAUAAUGCAAUAAAUUAAUAAAACGUAACAUUUCAAGAUUUUAUAAAAAUCAAAAAACUUUUGCAUUGCUGAACUAAUUAUAAAUCUUGUUUUUUCCGUAGAAAUGUCAGAUCAAGUGCUUGACAAGGAAACAUGGCCGACGGAAGCCGAGGCGGCUAUCAACGACAUCAGGAAACAUGUGAACUUCGCCCAAGUGGCUCCAAAGCUGAAGAGCACGGACCAACGGAUAUACAUCAACAUCACGACCUUGGAAAACUCGCAGUACUGUAUAGAGAUGUCGGCGUCUGGCUUCAGAGUGGUCGGCAGGAAAUACAACGACACGAGCCUUUCCUCCAUAGAAAAUAUGAACUACGAAACGCCAUACGCGUUGUUGAACAGCAUAAGUCAGAAAUACAGGGAGUCGUUCGGAGGAGAGCUUAUGAACAAGCUGCUGGAUCUCGCAAAGAAUUCUGAAGGCUGAGUGUGCUCGUAGUUGCUCUGCAGUAUAUGUAGUGUUCUUGCUUUACUUUUGUAGAGACUACUUCACGAUCACUGAACUGCAGGCGAAAAUAAUUUUAGCAUUCUGAUUAUCUCGUGAUAUGUAGCAGAGCUUAACGUACCUAUCACAAGUUCGUGACUGAUUUUAUCAAUUAUUUAUAUCGAAUUUCCAAACCAAAACACGUAUUUCCCAGUACGGUUGAAAUUAUUAAUAUUGUAUGUAGUACAAUAACCGAGCUUAUUCCUCUGUGUGUUGGUUGUAUGCUGACUGAGUACAAACUGAUGUUACUUUAUAUGAAUGUACAAUAAAGUACAGCUGUAUUAAAAUAUUAACCUAA